AUGCGCGCUCCCGGGACCCCAGCCCCAGGCCGCCCGGCCCUGUCCUGGAUGCUGCCCCUGCUGCUACUGCUGCUGGUCGUUUCGGGACGAGCAGUUCCUUGUGGUUUUGGUGAUUUGCCGAAACCUACAAAUCUCACCUUCGUAUCUGUCAACAUGAAGAACGUCGUGCACUGGAAUCCGCCAGAAGGUCUACAUGGAGUUGAAGUCACAUACACUGUGCAGUAUUUCAUAUAUGGGCAGACGAGAUGGCUGAGUGCCUCUGAGUGCAGAAACAUCAGCAGAACCUGCUGUGAUCUGUCUGCGGAGACUGCAGACUAUCAGCACCAGUACUAUGCCAAGGUGAAGGCCCUCUGGGAAACCACGUGUUCUGGCUGGGCUGAAACGGAACGGUUCUAUCCUUUCUUAGAAACACAAGUCGGCCCACCAGAGGUCGCCCUGACAACUGGUGAGAAGUCCAUCUCUGUGGUCCUGACAGCACCGGAGAGGUGGAAAAGAAGUCCAAAGGACGACACUGUUUCUAUGCGACAAAUAUACCCCAACCUGAAGUACAACAUGUCUGUGUAUAACACUAAGUCGAGAAGAACGUGGUCCCAGUGUAUCACCAACAGCACACUGGUGCUCAGCUGGCUGGAACCAAGCACCCUGUAUUGUGUCCGUGUGCAGUCCCUUGUCCCCGGGCUCCCUCGUGUCACUCUGCCUUCUCGGAAGCAAUGCAUUAGUACUUUGGAAGCACAAACGUCAGCAUUGAAGGUUAAAGUCAUCUUCUGGUAUGUCUUGCCCACAUCUGUUCUCGUGUUCCUUUUUUCUGUGAUUGGCUACUCAGUCUACCGUUACAUCCGUGUGGGCAAAGAAAAACACCCAUCAAAUUUGAUUUUGAUUUACGGAAAUGAAAUCGGCAGAAGAGUCUUUGAGCCCGCUGAAACAAUCAAGCUUAAUUUUAUCACCCUCGAUGCGUUGGAUGAUUCUAAGAUUUCUCAAAAGGAUAUGAGUUUGCUGGGAAAAAGCAGCAAUGACUCCCGCAGUAACGACCCUGAGCUCAGCGGAAGCUGCAAGCCACGUCUAGAGGAGGUGGAGGAGCAACGCUUAAGACCUUCUUCUCACUUGAUGGACGUUGCCUGUGGUGCCGAGCAAACUGACCGAGAUUCCUCCCGAACCCAGUACAAAUGGCUUGGCAGCACCAUGCUCACAGGGGAGGCAGACACUCAGCCUGAGUACAAAAUCCUAACUGACUGCUACAGGAUGGGAGAAGACCAGCAGUUCUGUGGGCAAGGAGCUGCAGCCAGAGCAGGGAAAUUAUCUGAGCCACAAGUGGCUUUAGCAAACUCAGACCGGCAGCAAGAACAUCUACAUCACCCAGGGCGGGGGCAUCCUACCUCAGAUUGGCCAGAGGAAGAGCCGUCUACAACACUAGUGGAUUGGGACCCUCAGAGCGGCAGGCUGUGCGUCCCUUCCUUACCCAGCCCUGUCCAGGAUCCUGAGGGCUACGGACAUUGUGAGAGAGACCAGCUCUCGGAGGAUGGCCUCUUGUCUACAUUCUACAAGAACCACGUGCCUGACAAGUCAGAGGAAGAAAAGGAAAGGUAUCUCAUGCAGUUUAUGGAGGAAUGGGAAUUACACAUAGAAAUGGAAAGCUAGCCCCAGGCUUUCUGUUGAAGACUUCUGUGACAGGACACGUGCCUGUCAACAAGCGAACAAACCCGUUCCAGUGUAGGUCGACCUGUGUGUCAGAUUCCCUGGUGUUUGCGACGGCUCUUUCUUCUCUCAGUUUACACACUUGGUCGGCUCUGCCUCCUCCAGGGGGGUCAACUUACACAGGACUCCCUUCCCAAUCCACAGCGAGUCCUGGAGGACAGGAACUUUCUGGAACACAAAGCCCUGAGCCUUGUGGUAGACAGAGUAAGCAUUUGAAGGGUGAGUGGGGACUUUAUACAGAAGAGUGGACCACGGUCACAAUUUAUUCUUUUCUGACAAAUAUGGCCUAUGCAUUCAUUUCUGGGCCUUUACUGCAUGCAUGUAAC
Messenger RNA from Acomys russatus (golden spiny mouse), 2018 nucleotides. RefSeq names its product interleukin 20 receptor subunit alpha (gene Il20ra). Gene Ontology annotation, molecular function: interleukin-20 binding. Lineage: Eukaryota; Metazoa; Chordata; Mammalia; Rodentia; Muridae. The transcript has 7 exons. Bases 1 to 1635 code for a protein of 544 amino acids. The record is from RefSeq and is a predicted model, not a curated record.